GUGUGUGUGAAUGUGUUUACUGUAUCUGAUUAAAGCUCGAUUCUACGCUUGAUAACACUGCGCCUUUUGUUUCUGUUCGCAGUUCAAGGAUAUAACACAAGGCUAUCCCGCACCGGCGUUGACAACGAGCAACAGAAAAAAAAAAACAAAAAAGAAAAAAUUUACAAAAAUUGUUUAGCGCAAAAAUGCGUCUCAUUGUGUUCUCAACACUUUUGCUUGCCUCCUGGGCAGCUGGCCAAGCUCUGGAUGCCGUCGAAAUUCAAAGGCAAAAGCUGAUCAAAUUUCCCGAGGAGUUUGAUCCGAAUGUGGGGCCGUCCACGUCCGACAAAGCGGACGAGGCCAAGCGCAUUCUCGACCAGAUCGCCAAGGUGAACGAGGCCUUUGGCUACGUGAAGAAGAAGCCCGAUCAGCCAAAGCUGCCGCCCAUACUCGACUCCAGCCAAUAUCUCUUUCCCAAGCCCGCCCAGCAGCCCUUCCACGCGCAGAAGCAUCACUUCUCUGGCAGCCAAGGGCAAACGUUGCUGGAGCCCUCCAUAAGAGCUGUCAAGCUAACGAGGAAUGUUGUGGAUGGAAUGUCGAAAGAGCAAAAGCAACAGCAGCAACGGGAGACGCUCUACUUCCGACCCAAUCAAGUGCAGCUGCCUCAGCCAAGCUCAGCACAGGAGGCACAGCAGCUGCCCGCCCACUUUGUCAUACCGGUGCAUCUGUACAAGCUGAACAAGGAGCAGUAUUUGCGAGAGCAUGCGCCGCACGAGUAUCGUGUCAAGGGCUACAAGAUAAUUGGCGAUGUGGACAGCUUUUAUGGCAAGGCGAAGGCCAUGCUGCACGAGAAGAACCAGAAGCAGGGCAAGACAACGCCCAAAUACCAUUUGUUCUUUUUGCCCCGCGAGCUGGCCUUAAAUGACGAUGGGACGCCCAAGCGUGGCAAGCCAACAGCGACAAGCACCACCACCACUACCUCCACCACCACCACCAAAGGGCCCAGCUCUAGCAAGGAAUCACGCUUCGACUCGCGUGAGAAGCCAAUACAUAAGCCACAGCAACAGCCACACUCCCAGCCACAAUCCCAGCAACAGCAACAGCGGACUAGCGGCAGCACCACCAAGCCAUUGCGUGGCAGCAGCAAGGAUGCAGAUCAGAAUCAACAGAUACUGACCAGCUCAUCCAGUCUCAAAGUGAACUCUGCCCCAAGCCACAGUAAUGUGGCUCAGCAGACCACAUUGCCGCCCACAGGCGGACUGAUGCCAAAUCGCAAUCGCUUGAAUGUCUUCCGUGUGCCCAGCGUCAAUCUGGCCGAGAUGCAGAACCAGACAUCGACAGCCAUAAAAAACGCCUUUCAGAAUAUUUUCAAAAUGCCCUUCCGUCAGCCAAUCGCGCCGACAGGAACAACAGCUGUACAGCCAGUUGUGGUGCAGAGCGGAGCUGUAGAAAAUUCCGACAUGUUGCAGGAUAGCCAGGAUGAUUACAAGUGGGACGAUGAGAGGGAGGGCGGCGGCGACGGCGAUGGCGAUGGCGACAUUGAUACUCUUGAGCAAAUGGAAAAUACGGCUGCCGAACAGGAUACCAGCGCGGGUACAGAGAAGCAUCUUUUUGUACACAAGAAGCACCACCUAAUGGACACCAUUGGUACAGUAGCCACCGCUCACCAGGGCACUCAGAAGCAGGCUCUGCGAGAGGGCGGCAUCAUCAUUCAACGCCUGAAGGUGCGCAAGGGCGGCAUUGCCAUUGCGGGGCCAGGAGGCGUGGCAACAGCAGGUAGUGGCGGUACUGCAAUUGUAGGCCCUGGUGGCUAUGCCCUGACCCACCCGCGCAGCUUAACCAUUGCUGGCCCUGGGGCUAAGGUUAUUUCCAUACCUGCUGAUGUGGACCUGAAAGAUGCUCUCCAGCGCACAGAUGUGGAUGCAAAAAGCUUUCCACGCGAGGGUAAGGUGGUGGCCACAGGGCCCACCGUCUACUACGCACCACCAACGGGCAUGACGAUGGAAGAUGAGGAUCAGGAGGAAGUGCAGGAAUUUGAAGCCUUACAGUAGCUUGAUUGUUUAACUGAAAUCUGUUACCAGCCCUGAUUUUCGAAUUAGUUCAAUUACGCUCAUCGAUCGACAGGGCUGCCAGAUAGUUAGGAAUUGUGGCUGCCGUUUAGCUAUGUUCGAUUUUAUACCUAAUGACUGUUAGUAUUUUUGUAUAGCGCCUAAGUAUUGGUAAUAAAUGUUUGUAUUUGUAAUUUGUGCAUUGCUUUCAUCU
Molecule: messenger RNA, 2241 nt
Organism: Drosophila arizonae
Lineage: Eukaryota; Metazoa; Arthropoda; Insecta; Diptera; Drosophilidae
Source: RefSeq, a predicted model, not a curated record